Molecule: messenger RNA, 2908 nt
Organism: Stegodyphus dumicola
Lineage: Eukaryota; Metazoa; Arthropoda; Arachnida; Araneae; Eresidae
Biological process (GO): transmembrane transport
Molecular function (GO): monocarboxylic acid transmembrane transporter activity
Source: RefSeq, a predicted model, not a curated record
UUGAAGAGAGUGAAAAGGAAGAACAGCAAACCGCUAAACAGUUCUUACGCUUGACAGAACACACAGUUUAUAUUUCGAUCAGAAUGACAGCGAGUGAUUACUUGAAAAAAUUGCAGCUUAUUGUGAGCCACGCGAAAUUUUGUACUUUUGUGACAGAAGAGAGGUCCUUGAACGGAAGAUUCUAAUGUUUGAAUAACUCAGUAGGUGGAAACCUUAUUGGAUGUACGGAAUUCUUUUCUCUGAAACAUUUCAAAAUUAAAAUGCUUAACUUUGGGAAUAUUAUUUGGAUACAUUAGCAGUAAGGUGAUUAGAGGGAAGUGUCCAAUAUGUCAGGAAGAUUAGUUCCAUACAGAUGUGAAGGAUGAAAAAGAGGGGCCAAAGUUUAGAAAUGGCUCCCAGACAAACCCGGAAGAGAACGGACCACGGCUGGAGCUGGGUCAUAGCAUUUGCGUGCUGUUUUAUCAACUGCCUUUUGUAUGGGGUGGCAAGGCUUUCAGGACUGUUACUGGUUGCUGCUGUGGAUACAUUUAACGUAACAAGGGCUAGCGCUGCACUUCCUUUCAGUGUCAGCACAUCUGUAAGAAACUUAUCUGGUGUGUUUGUUGGACACUUAGGACAACGAUUUGGCGUACGACUUAUUGUUGCAACUGGCUGCAUUUUAGCUUCAAUAGGAGCCGGUCUCUGCUAUUUCACUUCGGAUAUCUUGUGGAUCACAAUAUGCUGGGGAGCGAUAUUUGGUACUGGCUUUGGACUUUCAACUUGUCUUCUUCCACUCGCUAUAAACCAGCAUUUUGUCAGACAUCGUGGAACUGCAUCGGGAAUAUCCUAUUCUGGCUCAUACAUUGGAUCAUUUGUGUUUCCUCCAAUUAUAGUUCUUCUAUUAGAAAAUUAUGGUUUACAAGGAACGUUUCUCAUUAUAUCCGGCAGCGUUUUGAACAUAAUGGCAGCUGCUUUGCUAUUUCGAGAGCCACCUUCCAAUGAGAUUAGAGACAAUUUGCAUAUUAAUAAAACGGAAAUACUUCAUGAUGAAUUGCAUUGCAACAACAAAGAAAAGGAUAAACAGUGUUCUAAAUUUUGGCGUAAAAUCUAUCAACAUAUCAAGCCUCAAAACUUAUUUUUAAAGAAACGAGGUUUCGAGAAGAAUAGUGUCAUUCCACCGAUUUGUCUAAUUAAGGCAUUGCCAUUAAACCUUGACACUGAAUAUAAGACAUAUGCUUCAAAUAAUUACGUAGAAGAGACAGCCGAUAUUUCCUCUUAUAAGAAUAACAGUAUCCCAGAUUUACAUACAAGUAUAAAUAUUUCAGAUAAUAAGAACAGUAAUACCAACCUACUUCCAGUAUGGUGCAAUGUCCCUAAAAUAGACUAUGAAAACGGAAGGUUUAUAGACAGGUCCAUAUUUUCAAGAAGAAAAUCCAAGCAUAAAUACAAAGUAAAACUAGCAAAGCUUAAGAAAUUGCUAUUUUCUCCUCUUUUAAAUAAAAAGUAUUCUUUCAAUUUACAUGCAAAGAGUUUAUCAGUACAAAAGGAGAACGUUAAGCUGAUAUCUUACAGUUGUUUCCACUUCAUUCUAUGUCCCAACAUUGUCAAUCUGCGCCAUUACAAAGUUUUAAAUUGUUCUCAGACUACACUAAACAAUAAUGAAGAUUAUUCAUAUGACCAAAAAAGUGUAAAGACUUCUAAAACUCUUGUAUCGGAUGAUUUGUUGCUUAGCAAUAGGGAUGAGAAAAAAGAACUAUACUCUAAAGCUGUGAAUUCGCAAGAAAAUGCAGAACGUCUUGAUAUAAGAAAUCAUCAACUUGUGCCAAUAAAAAGAUAUAAUACUUCUCUCCAACAAAAACUGAAUUCUAAUAAUUCAGAAUCAUUUCCAGAAAAUUUAAUUUAUUGUCAUAAACAAGUUAUACCACAUGAAACAUCUAAAUCAAAAGCAUUAAGAUCACUCAAAAGUCACAAAUUCAGCUCUAAUAGCUUUCGGAACAGCAGACAUCGAGUUUUAAGCUGCGAACGUUUUAAAUUAACAAAUACUAACUCCGCAUUAGUAAAAGAAACGAAACACUGCUUUCUGGGAUGGUGUCGAAUGUACGCGGAACCAAUGUUUGUGGUUAUCAGUGGUACAAUGUCCUUAUACACGUUCAUCAUAGUGUGUGUGAUCACAAUCAUUGAAGAUUUUGCCAAAGAUAUUCAUAUUCCUGAAGGCCAAGUUCAUUACGUUCUGAUGGUUCUAUCCACAGCUGAUCUUUUGGGAACAUUGACGUUGGGAAUAAUCACAGACAGAGGAUUUAUUUCAAGGUGCCAUUUCAUCGUACUCUGCUUUUUCGGCAUGGCAGUUUCUGUGAUUUCAAUAUCUUUCGCAUACAGUUACACAAUGCUGUUGAUCUUAGUAGCUGUGUAUGGAAUAUUUGAAUCUGGUGUCAUUAUUACAUUUCCAUUGCUAAUAGGACAAUUCAUCCACAUCAAGAAACAAGCUGUUGCUAUUGCAUCAAGCAAUAUUCUUUCAUCACCGACAGUGCUUUUGGUCCCUUUUGUAAUAGGGCAUUUCCGUGAUCAGAUCGGAUGUUAUUCUGGUGUAUUUUACCUUCUAGGAAUCACUUCCCUAACAUGUAGUCUCAUAUGGCUUGUAGCUCCAUAUCUCUACAACAAGUUCAGAACAAGAAAAUUGUUUCAGCCUUGACAAAUUUAUGACAAGCUUCAUUAUUCUGUACAUAUUUAUUUAAGCAUUUUUUAAAGAUUGUGUUUUAUUAAAAUAAUUUCAAAGUAAUAAAAAAUGAAAUAUCCAAAUAAUGUUUAACUCUAUUGAAUAUCUGAGCAAGUUAUCUGUUGUCAAAUGAUUUAACUAAGUUUCUUUGACACAACGGACAUCAAAUGGCUGACUCCAAGUCUAUAACAUGCAAUAAACUCUCUUUGUGUCGAA